This is a messenger RNA of Medicago truncatula (barrel medic), 1686 nucleotides long. RefSeq names its product probable mitochondrial saccharopine dehydrogenase-like oxidoreductase At5g39410. The transcript is spliced from 3 exons. Gene Ontology annotation, biological process: glycolipid biosynthetic process. Bases 136 to 1488 code for a protein of 450 amino acids. The record is from RefSeq and is a predicted model, not a curated record. NCBI's taxonomy places the organism in Eukaryota, Viridiplantae, Streptophyta, Magnoliopsida, Fabales, Fabaceae. Gene Ontology annotation, cellular component: plasma membrane; lipid droplet; mitochondrion.
ACCUAUUUUUUAACUUCCAACCUACUUCUAACAGAACACACACACACACAAUCACUUCCUCAAACCUUCCAACCAAAACCACUAUAUCACCUUCUUUGAGUGAUUCUAAAAACCACUUUUCUCUUCUCCAAAAAAAUGGAACCAAAUGCCACAAAAUUCGACCUAAUAAUUCUAGGAGCAUCAGGUUUCACAGGCAAAUACGUUCUCAAAGAAGCUCUCAAAUUCCUCAACACAUCAUCCUCUCCUCUCACUUCCAUAGCCAUCGCGGGCCGAAGCCCAACAAAACUAGCCCAAACUCUUCAAUGGGCUUCAAAGCCCAACCCACCACCGUCUCUCCCCAUCCUCCACGCUGACACAACUGAUCCAUCCUCCCUCCGCUCUCUCUGCUCACAAACUCACCUCAUCCUUAACUGUGUCGGCCCAUUCCGCCACCAUGGCGAACCCGUGGUGGCGGCCUGCACCGACACAGGUUGUGAUUAUCUUGAUAUCUGUGGUGAGCCGGAGUUUAUGGAGAAGACGGAGGCUAGUUACCAUCAAAGGGCAGUUGAGACCGGUUCGUUGGUGGUUUCAGCUUGUGGGUUUGAUUCAGUUCCGGCGGAGUUAGGGUUGUUGUUUAAUUCGGUUCAGUGGGUGGGUGAGGCAGUGGUGAAUAGGGUUGAGGCAUAUGUUGGGUUGGAGUCUGAGAAGAGAAUGGUGGGGAAUUUUGCUACGUAUGAAUCUGCUGUUCUUGGUGUUGCUAAUGCGAGUAAUUUGCACAAGUUUAGAAGGUCUAGACCAAGAAGACCUAGGCCACAGAUUCCCGGACCAUCUCCCACUAAAGGAGACACCAUAGAACACCAGAAGAAAAUUGGACUUUGGGCAGUAGUGCUACCUUCAGCAGAUGCAAGUGUUGUUCGAAGAACACUUUCAACUUUAACAGAAAACCCCCAUGGUCUCCCCGGGUCGGACGAAAGUCCCGAGAUGGUUGUAAAAAGGGAAGCCUUCUGGUCAUCGGUGAAGCCAGCUCAUUUCGGUGUGAAAAUAGGCUCAAAAUCUUUGUUGGGAAUUUUAAGAAUCAUUAUGGUUGGAAUUUUCAUUGGCCUUUUUGGAAACACCAGCUUUGGAAGGUGGCUUCUUUUGAAAUUUCCUUCGUUAUUUAGUCUCGGUUGGUUCAGGAAGAACGGCCCUGCAGAAGAGGAGGUAGAAAGCGCUUCGUUCAAGAUGUGGUUUGUCGGACGCGGUUUUAGUAACGAGAGUCUUGCUUCACAAGGAAACACAAAACCUGACAUGGAAAUAAUAACAAGAAUAACAGGUCCUGAAAUUGGAUAUGUAACAACUCCAAUAAUUAUCGUUCAGUGUGCUCUCAUUCUUCUCAGCCAGCGCAAAAACCUACCUAAAGGAGGAGUUUACCCUCCCGGGAUCGUAUUUGGUCAUACUGACCUCCAGCAGAGACUUCAACAAAAUGGAAUAUCCUUUGACGUCAUCUCAAAAAGCACCAUUUCUUCUUGAGCUUGUAAGUUUCUUCCUCUUUUACAAUUUAAUAAGGAGAAGUAUAACAAUCAAGUGGGGAGAGACUUUUAUUUGUUCUGUUUGACUGUGUUUUUAUAAUAAUAUACAAUCUCGGCAUCUCUGUCUUCAUUAUAAGCAUCUUUUGUUAUUUUUAUUUAAGAAAAAUAGAUAAUGUAUCUAACGUGCUCAUUUUGUAUA